This is a messenger RNA of Cuscuta europaea, 1231 nucleotides long. The record is from the annotation of a GenBank genome assembly. NCBI's taxonomy places the organism in Eukaryota, Viridiplantae, Streptophyta, Magnoliopsida, Solanales, Convolvulaceae.
AAAAAACUUCAAGCUUUGAUAUCUUGACGCCUGCUUGACGCCUCGUCCCGCCCCUUUUGGUGAGAGAUAGCUAUCGGCCAGCCAUGGCACAUGUAGCUGUUUGCCCCGUCAGCUUCCACAAAUUCCGGCCUUUUCAUUUCAACCUCCGCCCAUCUCUGCACAUUCAACACCCCUAUUUUCAAUACCUCAAGAGCUGUAGACGCUUUCAUCAUCAGAUACUUUGCGAAACGAAUCCUAAUCGCAAUCCAGCCGAGUGUUGCCAAACGGCUGAUUCUGUAGAAAAGGUACAGGUAGAUCCUGGCUCUAGCAAUGGUGUUGCUAGCAGUGAAGUUUCAGUUUCCUCCAAUGACCGUGGAAGGUUUCUUGACUACGCAGACACAAAUUUUAAUAGGAGAAUAGCACUGGUCUCUGCUGUUGGGGCAGUGGUGCUUUUUUUGUCACAACGACUUGAUUUUGGUGUUUCUUUGAAAGAUCUUUCUGCUGCUGCUUUGCCUUUAGAGAAGGCCCUUUCAAAUGGAAAGCCUACAGUGGUGGAGUUCUAUGCAGAUUGGUGUGAAGUUUGUAAGGAAUCAGCUGCGGACGUGUAUAAAGUUGAGCAGCAGUACAGGGACAGAGUGAAUUUUGUGAUGCUGAAUGUGGACAACACAAAGUGGGAACAAGAGCUUGAUGAGUUUGGAGUGGAAGGCAUCCCCCAUUUCGCAUUCCUCGACAAGGAUGGGAACGAGCAGGGCAAUGUCGUUGGUCGCCUUCCAGGGCAGUACUUACUUGAAAACGUGGAAGCGCUCUCUCAAGGAGGGCAAACAUCUGUACCCCACACACAUAUGGUGGGCCAGUACUCUAAUACUGCUGCUGGAUCGCGUGAACUCCAUCGAGUGGUGGGUCCCAGAAGUCAUGGUUAGCCCCCCACACAAUGGCAUACACACAACUUGCAACUUGGUGUUUUCUCACUUCACAACUUGUUUGUGAACACACUUUGUUCAUAACAUUGUUUCCCUAUCAUUGUUUGCCUUCACUCUUAUAUUAGAGCAAAAGCUGACCAAAAACAUUGUUCAUCAUACUUCUGUAAAUAUAGUUCCUCUUCAUUACCCUAAUUCACGCGAGCUCUUGGCAGUUGUGCUUUCACAUUUUGCAAAUGUAAAUUCUCCUGGAAACGUCUCAUAGCACGAAAAGGAAAAAACAAUUAUGGGGGUUUCGAUUUCAAUCAAGAAAAUGCCGACUAUUUCAAUUCCAA